CGAACAAGAGGAACUACAUUUCCCAGCAGGCCACGGGGUAGGGUGGCUGUCGGGUUGCUCCGGCCAUUCCUGAGGGCCACGAGUGAAGUCAAAGCUCCGGCUCUCGGUCCGGGGCUGGCAGAAGCAUGGAGGUCGACGGUCGGUGGCGGAACCUGCCCAGCGGGCCCAGCUUAAAGCAUUUGACCGACCCCUCGUACGCGGUCCCCCCGGAGCAGCAAAAGGCGGCUUUGCAGGACCUGACGCGGGCGCACGUGGACUCCUUCAACUACGCGGUGCUGGAGGGGCUGAGCCUCGCGGUGCAAGCCAUACCUCCUUUUGAGUUUGCUUUCAAAGAUGAGCGCAUAUCUCUUACUAUUGUGGAUGCUGUCAUCAGUCCACCCUCAGUGCCCAAAGGGACCAUCUGCAAAGAGCUCAACGUUUAUCCAGCUGAGUGCCGAGGCCGAAGGAGCACCUACCGAGGGAAGCUGACGGCUGAUAUCAGCUGGGCUGUGAAUGGAGUCCCCAAAGGAAUCAUUAAACAGUUUCUUGGCUAUGUUCCCAUCAUGGUAAAGUCUAAGCUUUGCAACUUAUACAACCUUCCUCCUCAAGUCCUCAUUGAGCACCAUGAAGAGGCAGAGGAAAUGGGCGGUUAUUUUAUAAUCAAUGGCAUUGAAAAAGUCAUCCGUAUGUUGAUUAUGCCUCGGAGAAAUUUCCCCAUCGCAAUGGUAAGGCCGAAAUGGAAAAGCAGAGGACUCGGCUACACUCAGUUCGGGGUUUCGAUACACUGUGUGAGAGAGGAACACUCUGCUGUCAAUAUGAACCUUCACUAUGUGGAGAAUGGCACAGUCAUGGUAAACUUUAUUUACCGAAAGGAGCUGUUUUUCCUUCCUUUGGGAUUUGCACUCAAGGCACUUGUGAGCUUUUCUGAUUAUCAGAUUUUCCAAGAGCUCAUCAAAGGCAAAGAGGAGGACUCUUUCUUUAAGAAUUGUGUUUCUCAGAUGCUGAGGAUUGUAAUGGAAGAGGGUUGUCACACACAGAAGCAGGUCCUUAACUACCUGGGUGAACGCUUCAGAGUGAAGCUCAGUCUUCCUGACUGGUACCCUAAUGAGGAAGCUGCCGAGUUCCUGUUUAACCAGUGCAUCUGCAUCCACUUGAAAUCCAACACUGACAAGUUCUACCUGCUCUGCCUCAUGACCCGGAAGCUCUUUGCUUUAGCCAGAGGAGAGUGCAUGGAGGACAACCCUGAUAGUUUAGUGAACCAAGAAGUCCUUACCCCUGGGCAGCUCUUCCUGAUGUUUCUGAAGGAAAAAAUGGAAAAUUGGCUGGCGUCUAUUAAAAUAGCUUUAGAUAAGAGGGCUCAGAAAACCAAUGUUUCCAUAAACAAUGAAAAUUUGAUGAAGAUUUUUAGCAUGGGAACAGAGCUAACAAGACCGUUUGAGUAUCUUCUUGCUACUGGGAAUCUGCGUUCUAAAACAGGUCUCGGCUUCAUGCAAGACUCUGGCCUGUGUGUGGUGGCUGACAAGCUGAACUUCGUUCGCUAUCUCUCCCAUUUCCGCUGUGUGCACAGAGGGGCCGACUUCGCCAAGAUGAGGACCACCACCGUGCGCAGGCUGCUGCCAGAAUCCUGGGGCUUCCUCUGCCCCGUGCACACCCCAGACGGUGCACCGUGUGGGCUGCUGAACCACCUGACUGCCGUGUGUGAGGUUGUUACCAAGUUUGUGUACACAGCGUCUAUUCCAGCCUUGCUCUGUGGCUUAGGAGUCACUCCUUUUGAUGCAGCGCCAUGCCGACCGUACAGUGACUGCUACCCCGUCCUGCUGGAUGGUGUCAUGGUGGGCUGGGUGGAUAAGGAGCUUGCUCCUGAAGUUGCAGACACUCUCCGUAGAUUCAAGGUGUUGAGAGAAAAAAGAAUUCCUCCCUGGAUGGAGGUGGCCCUGAUUCCCAUGACAGGAAAACCAAGUCUGUACCCAGGGCUGUUCCUCUUCACCACUCCCUGCAGGCUGGUGAGGCCUGUGCAGAACUUGGACCUGGGCAGAGAAGAGCUCAUUGGCACUAUGGAACAGCUCUUCAUGAACAUUGCCAUCUUUGAGGACGAGGUUUUUGGUGGAGUUUCCACACACCAGGAGCUCUUCCCUCACAGCCUGCUGAGCGUGAUCGCCAACUUCAUCCCCUUCUCAGAUCACAACCAGAGUCCUCGGAACAUGUACCAGUGCCAGAUGGGUAAGCAGACCAUGGGCUUUCCGCUGCUCACUUACCAAGACCGAUCAGAUAAUAAACUCUAUCGUCUCCAGACACCUCAGAGCCCUCUAGUGAGACCGUGCAUGUAUGAUUACUAUGAUAUGGACAACUAUCCGAUCGGGACAAAUGCCAUUGUAGCUGUGAUCUCCUACACUGGCUAUGACAUGGAGGAUGCCAUGAUUGUGAACAAGGCUUCCUGGGAACGAGGCUUUGCUCAUGGAAGCGUCUACAAGUCUGAGUUCAUAGACCUCUCUGAAAAAUUUAAGCAAGGGGACGAUAGUCUGGUGUUUGGGGUCAAACCUGGUGACCCACGGGUUAUGCAGAAGCUGGACGAUGAUGGAUUGCCAUUCAUAGGAGCAAAGCUGGAAUUUGGUGAUCCUUACUACAGCUACCUAAACCUUAACACUGGUGAAGGCUUUGUGGUUUACUAUAAGAGUAAAGAAAACUGUGUUGUGGACAACAUCAAAGUGUGUAGUAAUGACACGGGCAGUGGGAAGUUCAAGUGUAUCUGCAUCACAGUCCGAGUCCCCCGGAACCCAACUAUUGGGGAUAAGUUUGCCAGCCGUCAUGGACAGAAGGGCAUUUUGAGCAGAUUGUGGCCAACUGAGGACAUGCCUUUCACUGAGAGUGGGAUGGUGCCGGACAUUCUGUUCAAUCCUCAUGGGUUUCCCUCCCGUAUGACCAUAGGUAUGUUAAUCGAGAGUAUGGCUGGGAAGUCUGCAGCUCUGCAUGGUCUCUGCCAUGACGCCACACCCUUCAUCUUCUCCGAGGAGAACUCUGCCCUAGAGUACUUUGGUGAGAUGUUAAAGGCUGCCGGCUACAACUUCUAUGGCACCGAGAGAUUGUACAGCGGCAUCAGCGGGAUGGAGCUGGAGGCCGACAUUUUCAUUGGUGUGGUUUAUUACCAGCGCUUACGACACAUGGUGUCAGACAAAUUUCAAGUCAGAACAACUGGAGCCAGAGACAAAGUCACCAACCAGCCCAUCGGGGGACGAAAUGUCCAGGGUGGGAUCCGCUUUGGGGAGAUGGAGCGGGAUGCUCUGUUGGCGCACGGUACGUCCUUUCUUCUUCAUGACCGGCUCUUCAACUGCUCUGACCGUUCUGUCGCCCACGUAUGUGUGAAGUGUGGCAGUUUGCUUUCCCCGCUGCUUGAGAAGCCUCCUCCAUCUUGGUCUGCAAUGCGUAACAGAAAAUACAACUGCACUGUGUGUGGCCGCAGCGACACCAUCGACACCGUCUCUGUGCCAUACGUCUUCCGGUACUUUGUAGCUGAGCUGGCAGCCAUGAACAUCAAAGUGAAGCUGGAUGUCAUUUAACUCAGCCCCUGGCUGUCCAGGCUGGGAGAUAAGGACAGCUGUGGGCAUUACGGGCUCACUCUGGGUCUGUACAAGAAUUUCAAUACUGAACCCAGAACAGGCAGCUGAGAAUUCACGGCUUUUGUGUCUCUGUAACCUGCUGAAGCUAGCUUUGGUACAUUCAUUUAAAAAAAGAUUUAUGUGCCUUCUUUAAAAAAAUGACUUAAUUGAUAAUAGAUCAUGCAGGGUGUCUCCUUUCUGGACCCAUGUUCACUGUUCCCUGCUUUCAGUAGCAGUGUCUGUCAUCCAGAGCAGGGCAGUACAAUAAACCAGAAAUGGAAGCCAUAAGUGUAAUUUUUAUUUUUAUGUACAUAUAAACUAAAGCUAUUUCAUGUAUAUAAUUGGAUCGGAAUGUAGGUAUGGUCAGUGAUGUCAUUAUCACAGUCAAGGUCUAUUGAUCUAUUGAUCGAUGUUAGUCAUAGGUGCCGUAGUAGAGAGAGAAGCUCACCAAGAUGCUAAGCCAUAAUUUUCCACAGGAGGAAAGGGCUUCAGCCUUCUUGAAAAGACUGACCCCAACUAGCACAUUCCAGUUACUUUUAUUCAGUCAUUUCACAAAAUUAAUUGGGUCUGGGGAAAGUUCCAACUACCGAAGUUAUCUUGCUUGCCCUUGCUGCCUGUGAGAGCAGACAGCCCACACAAUCCCUUUUGACCAUGGAUAGCCAUAAUCAAAAGUAAGAACUCCAGGUUUGCCAGGAGUGUUUUAGUACCAAGGAAGGUCUGUACAGCUGAAAGCUCUCACGUGGAAGCAAGUGCAGACUUUGGAGGGAGACAACAUUUCUUCAAGGUUUAAACAGUCUCAAAACAAUUUCUUAGCCUCUACUUAGUAACCCAAACAUAGCAGAGGCUUUGCUGAAACAUUUCACUCAAAGCCAGACACUAAGGCUUCCUAUACAUUUCAGUACACAAAUCCGUCAUCUCCAAAGUUUCCUUGUGCACCGUGUGUGUGUGUGUGUGUGUGUGUGUGUGUGUGUAAGUGUAAGUGUAAGUGUGUAAGUUGAUCUGUCCUCUACACAGUUCCAAAUGCAGCACAAUUAUCAGCUACAAGUAUGUCCUGUGAGUUUGGCUUUUCUUCUAACUCAUAGUGGGAUCAUGCAGCACCUGUCCAGUUGAUUGGUAUGUUUCGUAUCACAUGACAUCCUCAACAGUCAGCCCUGUCUUUAAAUAUGGUGAGACUUCCUCCUUUAAGGCUGAAUGUAUCUGAUUAGUGAGUAUGUCCAUUUGCUUUUUUUCCCUAACCUUUGUAUGUGUUUCUCAGUGCUUGUUAGGGUUCUAUGUGUAUGCUUGUGUAUAACAUCUUAUACAGCUGUACUGUUCCCUGUUGAUGGGUGUUUGAAUUUUUCCAUAAGGAAAGCACCUUGAAUUGGUUAAUACUUCCCCCAUGUUAUUAAUAGCUCAGCUUUAGACCAAGACACCCUAUUCUCUGUCUCUGUGUGCAGAUCUAGUGUCACAAAUAUUUGUGUUUUAAGGUCUUGUUGAGGGUAGGAUUUACAAUGAAGCAAAAACCGCCUGCAAACUGGUCACCUCCCUGCCCCAGCCUCCAGAGUGUGAAAAUUACCAACAUACCCUAUAAUACCCAGCUAAUUUUUUAAAAUUAACUUUUGUUCUUGUAGAUUCUUGACUAAGAAAUUGAUGUGACAUUAAGACAACCCAAGAGCUUCCUCAGAUUUGGCCAGUUUUAUGUGUUCUUAUGUAUAGUUAGUUGCAUGGACUGUUCUUUUCUGUGUAAAUUGCUGUUACCCACAGAACAUAUUACCACACAGCUUGUCCUGUUGUGUCUUCUCUGGUUAUCUCCAACCCUUCUACAUGUUCUCUAUUAUUUUAAGAAAUAGAAUCCUGACAUCAUAUUCUGGAAUAGACAUUUUUUUCCUUAACAGAAUUUCUUUUAAAUUUGUAUAAGUUGUAUGUAUUUGUUCAUGCCUUUGUAUUGUAUAGUACUCUAACGUAUGGGUGAACUAUUUUUAUCAUCCACUUUGAAGGACAUUUUGAUUGUUUCCAGUUUGGGGCAUUUAGAGAGAAAGCUUCAGGGCUGGAGAGAUGGCUCAGCAGCUAAGAGCACUGCUUGUUCUUCCAGAGGUCCUGAGUUCAAUUCCCAGCGACCAUAUGGUGGCUCACAGCCAUCUGUACUAGGAUCUGGUACCCUCUUCUAGUGUGUCUGAAGACAGUAACAGUGUAUUCACAUGCAUAAAAUAAAUAAAUCUUUC
This is a messenger RNA of Arvicanthis niloticus (Nile rat), 5773 nucleotides long. RefSeq names its product RNA polymerase I subunit B (gene Polr1b). Gene Ontology annotation, biological process: DNA-templated transcription. Gene Ontology annotation, molecular function: DNA binding; DNA-directed RNA polymerase activity; ribonucleoside binding. NCBI's taxonomy places the organism in Eukaryota, Metazoa, Chordata, Mammalia, Rodentia, Muridae. The record is from RefSeq and is a predicted model, not a curated record. Gene Ontology annotation, cellular component: nucleus.